Gordionus sp. m RMFG-2023 is the source of this 3555-nucleotide messenger RNA. Its product is annotated as transcription initiation factor TFIID subunit 2-like. Lineage: Eukaryota; Metazoa; Nematomorpha; Gordioida; Chordodea; Parachordodidae. Gene Ontology annotation, cellular component: transcription factor TFIID complex. The record is from RefSeq and is a predicted model, not a curated record. The transcript has 17 exons. Gene Ontology annotation, biological process: transcription initiation at RNA polymerase II promoter. Gene Ontology annotation, molecular function: transcription cis-regulatory region binding; RNA polymerase II general transcription initiation factor activity; chromatin binding. The coding region runs from base 50 to 3493 and encodes 1147 amino acids.
AAAAGUUGUAAUAGAAGAACAUGAAAUAGUUGAUUUGCAUAAUAAUUCUAUGUCAUGUUGUCCAAAACAUAAUCUACCAAUGACAAUCAUAGCCUGUGGAGAUUUGAUAAAUGUUAAAAAGGAAUUAAAAGAUAAUGAAAAGAUAUUAAAUAAGAAUCAAGAAUAUUUUGUUCACAGUACAUUUUCAAAAACAUUUCACUAUGUUUUGAAUGUUCCCACAGCUGCACCCUUUAUAGGAUUUAUUGGUGGUCAUUUUGAAAUGGAUGUUGAUCCUCAUAUGCAUGAAUUAACUAAUUUUUGUCUUCCUACUUUAAAAUCACCCUCUAUGGUAUAUACUAAUAGUCAGGUUCACACUAUAUUUGAAUUUUAUGAAGAACUCUUGAGCUCUCGUUUCCCUUUCUCCUGUUACAAGCAAAUUUUUGUGGACGAAUUUACUGGGUUUAACAAUUCUGAUGGAUUCGCUUCGUUUGCUACUUUCUCCAUUAUUGACGCGAGAUUGUUAUACAACCCUCUAAUUAUUGAUCAGGUUUGGAUAACUAGACGUUGUUUAGCUCUAGCAAUAGCUCUGCAAUUUUUUGGUCGAUUUUUAACGAGCUGGUUAGUGACAGAAUAUUGGCUUUUGCUAGGAAUAUCUGGUUAUAUAACCGAUUUGUACAUUCAAAAAGUGUUCGGCUACAACGAAUACCGCUAUUUCGUUCACAAAUCCAUGGAGACUUUAUACAAAUACGAAACCUCAAAGUCACCCGUUCUAUUAGAUGCCUCAAAAAUUAUCGAAAAGAUUCGCGGGUUCGAUGAUUCGACAAACACUAAAAGAAAACAUAAGCAUCAUAAUAAGGAAAGUAAAAACUACAACAACCAAAAAGAAGCUUUUUGGUUCGAACAGAACAAAAAAUUUACCCAACAACCUUUUCCUCCAUACUUCAAUCUUUACCCAUCUUUCUCGUCGUCUCGUUACAUUAAGAUGUUAGAAAUAAAGGCUAGGCUCUUUGUUCGCAUGAUACAAUAUCGAAUUGGAAAAAAUAUGCUUAUUCAAGUGUUUAACAAGCUUCUUACAUUGGCUACUAACGCUUCUACCACAAAACCAAAUAAAGAUCAUUUAGACGCUUGGAAUAAUAUGCUCUUAUCUGUAUCCAGUUUUUUGAAAUUCAUUUAUACUGUUACGGGCAAAGACCUGCAAUCUUUUUUCGAUCUCUGGGUCUAUCAAGCUGGUCUUGUUAACAUAUAUGGAUCAUACAGUUUCAGCCGCAAAAAGAGCAUUUUAGAGUUGGACCUACGUCAAGAAAUAAAUAAAAAAGCCCAUUUUUGUUACGUGGGGCCAUUGCAAGUCAGGGUACAAGAGAUGGAUGGCAAUUUCUUACACACUGUCAACAUUGAAAAUGGUAACCGCAAAUACGAUAUUCCCUGUCAAUCUAAAACAAAAACCUAUCGCAACAAAAAGAAGAAAGUACCUCUGUGCAACGGUGAUGAGGCGGAUAUUGAUUUAACUAUGGCCUUUGAAACGGAAUGCCCUGUUUUGUGGGUAACCCUGGAUCCGGAUUUAUUAAUUUUGGGUUCGACCCAGGAUAAAGGAAUAAAUCAACCUGAUUAUCAAUACCAAAUGAUGCUCAAGUACGAACGGGACGUGGUCUCACAAUGCAGGGCUAUUAAAGCCCUUUCUGGUUAUAGUGCCCCUAUAGAGUCUAUAUACGGAUCGUAUAGAGGACAAUUUUAUAAUUAUUUAUUGAACGAAGCAUUCCUUACUUCACACCCAGGAGAACGACUAUCUGCUACUAUUCAAACCCGCAAUCUAUUGAACGAGAUUAUAGAGGAUACUACUGUUUUCAUCUUAAAUAAUCCUUCCAACAUAGCAAACACUCAAACAUCUACCCAUCAUCAUUCCAUCCUGAUGCAUCACCAUAAUUCACAACUUUCUCAAAGCAAUCCUAAUAGCAGUAAUAUAUCUAACCUGUUGAAUUCUCUAGGCUCCACCAUCCAUCACAAAGAAGCCAAAUAUAACAAACACUUUUACAGGGUCAGAGUAGACGCUGCCUUUGGUUUAGCUAAAAUCGCCAAUAAUAUGACAGAUACCUGGGCCGGUCCUUCAUCUAUAUUGAACAUAUUUUACAAACUCUUUUGCAACCUCAAAAAUCCCACAUUGAUGCUCAAAAAGAACGAUUUCUCAGAUUUUCAAUCUUAUUUUUUACUUUGCGCUAUGCCAUUGGCUAUAAGCUUGCUGAAGAUGGGUGGUUUGAGGCAAACUACACCCCCCGAAAUAUUGGAUUUUAUCCUUCAUUUGCUCAAAUUUAAUGAUAAUUUGAAAAACCAGUUUUCGGAUAGUAUAUUUCGAGCAAAUCUUAUAGUUGCAUUGGCAAAUACUAUAUCUCCCUCAGCCACUAUGUUCGAACCUUCGAUUCCAUCUAAAUUUGCAAGUGUCUUACCCUCACAGCAACUCCCGGUUGAGACCUCUUUACCACCUAAAUCCGUAGUAACAUCUCCCGACAUCCUCAAAAUCUUGACGGAAAUAGUCUGCCAAAUCAACCUCGAAAAGCUUCCUCACAAUGCCUCUUACCGUUAUUCGGUGACUCAAGCGUGUCUCUUAGCCCUGAGGCACAUACAAAAAAUGGGUCAUAUACCCAUUUACACACUUAAAACUUUGUUUAAAAACUAUACCACCCCUGGAAAUUUUUUAGAUGUCAGAUUAGCAGCCUUUCAAUGCCUUUUGGAAGUUGUUAAAGAUAACGCUUUGAAAGAAGAAAUCGAUUGGAUUUUUUCCCCUGAAUUUAUGGAAAGUCAGAAGGAGAGUACCUAUCUAAAACACAAAAUAUUUAAAAUGUUGAUUGAUUCCCCUCAAAUUCUUAGUUUUAGGGCUCAAGAUCUUGACUUUAUAAAUAAACUUUGGGCAUUAAUUUCUGGACAAACGUUAUUUUCCUUUGAUUAUAGACUGAGAUGCGAUGCUAUAGAAUUGUAUUUUUCAUUGUUUGGAAAAGAUGUACCUCUACCAUUGAGACCAUUGGAUGAUCUUAAGUCUGCAACUUUAUCUUUCAAAAAAUUUCAAACUGGUGAGAAUGUUCAAAUAAUACCUACAGAAACUCUAAAUCUCAUAAACAAUCCUAAACCAUUAUCCUCUCUAUUGGAACCAAAUGAUGAUUUUUUAAAUCCUUCCACCGUUAUAAAUGAUUUUACCGGAAACAAUUUAAGCAAUCCAAAAAAUAUCAAACUCGAUAUUCCUUCCGAUAUGGAACUUGAUGAGGAAAAUCCUGUACCGAAAAUUGAUUUGACUCAACCUAUUAAUUUUCAAGAUCAAUUCAAGCGCCAUUUGAUUACUGAAGAUUGCCUAUCUACUCAAAGUUCCAAAGAACUAAAUGAAACAAAAUCAGAUAAAUCAGCGAUUGAUGAAAUGUCCAGCUCACACAAAAAAGACAAAAAGAAAAAACAUAAACAUCACCAUAAAAAGCAUCGCAAGCAUCAUAAGGAGCAUUCCAAGAAACCCCAUAGAGAUAGAUCGCUAUCAUAAAAUUAUAUGAAUUAGUUUAUAAAAAAAUAUGUAUUCCAUUAAAUGUUAUUUAUUUUUUUUGA